GAUGUACGAACUUCCGGUUGUCCCGGCAGGCCGCCGCUGCCGCCGCCGAAGCCGCCCGGCGCAGUCUCAGCCACCCGCUCUCCGCCAGAGAGUCGGCUCUGCGGCUCCGGCGCGCCCAUGGUCGGCGCUGCGGACCGGGAGGCCGGCCCGGCGGCUGCGGUGUGCUGAAAGGCCGGCGUGGGGACCAUGCCGACCCCGCGCGGCUGCUCCGGGCCUUGUCACUUCCUGGCUCCGGCCUUCGUGCUGCUGUUGCUGCCCGCGCUGAGCGGGUCCGGGGCGGUGCCGUCCACGGGGGCCAGGGAAGUGCAGGGGUACAAGCCUCUCGAGCCCGGGCCGCGUACGCUGUCGCCGCUGCCUCCGGGCCCCACCGCGGCCCAGCCGCGGGGUCAAGCUCAGGCUGAUGCCACCGGGCCGCGAGGCGCUGAGAGCCGAAAUGGCAGCAUCCCUGGGGCGGGGAGUGAGGCGGACGGCCUUGAAGGGAAGGCCGGAGAAGGCUCCCUGGGUGGCAGCCUGGCCGUGAGUCCCAGUCCUAGCGACAAGCCCAUGACCCAGCGGGCCCUGACCGUGUUGAUGGUGGUGAGCGCCGCGGUGCUCGUGUACUUCGUGGUCAGGACCGUCAGGAUGAGAAGAAGAAACCGCAAAACGAGGAGAUACGGUGUUUUGGAUACUAACAUAGAGAACAUGGAAUUGACACCUUUAGAACAAGAUGAUGAUGAUGACGACACCACACUGUUUGAUGCCAAUCAUCCUAGAAGAUAAGUAUGUGCCUUUAAUGAGAAGACUUCAUAUUUCUACUGAAGAACAGAAUUUCUAUGUCUAAGGAAUAAGAAGCCACUCUAUUAAGGGGAGGGAAAUUUAAUUUAUAUACAUUAUGUCAACCUUUAAUUUGUUGUUACUCAAUAAAUAUUGUAUCAUUUUGUUACAACUUUGUAUAUUUGCAACUGCUGUAUUUAUUAGUGGGCUCCAUGUUGUUAGGGACAAAUUAUACUAUACUGGAUUUCCUGUUUGAAAAUUAUUUUUAAAAUGUUUUCUGCAGAGCUUUUGUUGCUUCCUUUUACCAUAUUAUUGUAACUUUGUUUUCUUAAUUAAUUAUUGUUGCUUUCUUUUUUGUCAGUGUCAUAAUUUAAAGAACUAUAAGCCACAACUAACUGGUAUGAAUAAAUAAAAUUCUACUAAACCUUUUCCAAUUUUUAUGGGGGAAAAAAGAAAAAUCUAUUAUAUUGUUUUUGAGUUUGUAAAUAGUAAUAAUUGUUUGUGCUAAAGUAUGAAAAAGAAUAAAUAUGAUUUAAAAUUAUUUAAGUGGUACAGACAGAAUGCGUUUACAAAAUAAAUACUGCAUAAUUAUAUAUUAACAUGUGUUUUAUAUUAUCUUUAUAUAUAUACUGAGUCCAAAACAUUUUUCCCUAAGUAUAGUGUCUCAUACCUGUAUUUCCUGUAUUAAGGUGGAUCUCUGGGAGUUUGAGGUCAAGGAUAAAGCAGACAGAGAAGGUUGAAUAUCUUUUUAGAGGUUAUAUAUUUUGGAAAUUAUGAAUUUCAAGUACAAUUGUAGUGUAAUGUGAGAGAGUUAAUAAUACAAAUUGUAUGUUUAUAAGUCUGAAUCUUGUCAGAGAUCAAGAAAUUGAAAUUUUUCAUCUGUGGACUUUGAAGUCAAGGAUUCUAUGUAGAGAUUAGCUUUAUCUCGCAGCAAAUCCAAUCCCACUCAGGACCGAUUUUUACAUAUUUUAAAAUUUAGAAGAAAAAGAAAAGGCAUGGGUCAUAAAAGUUCAUUGCUUGUUAACAUCAAUGAGGUCAUUUAAAUCUUGACAGAUGGACUGAUCCCCAGUCAUAGUGGCUUAAAGGAUUUAUUUACUAACAUCAACUUUACUUUAUCAUGUUUACUUCUACUGUGUUUGACAUUUUCUCUGUAUCAAAGCUGAUUAAAAAAAACUACCUCAAAAGCAAA
Molecule: messenger RNA, 1942 nt
Organism: Grammomys surdaster
Lineage: Eukaryota; Metazoa; Chordata; Mammalia; Rodentia; Muridae
Gene: Fam174a
Product: family with sequence similarity 174 member A
Exons: 3
Coding region: 187-759 (190 amino acids)
Source: RefSeq, a predicted model, not a curated record